Messenger RNA from Cloeon dipterum, 2017 nucleotides. Its product is annotated as leukotriene A-4 hydrolase-like. Gene Ontology annotation, biological process: peptide catabolic process; proteolysis. The coding region runs from base 18 to 1958 and encodes 646 amino acids. Gene Ontology annotation, molecular function: aminopeptidase activity; zinc ion binding; metallopeptidase activity. Gene Ontology annotation, cellular component: cytosol. The transcript has 11 exons. The record is from RefSeq and is a predicted model, not a curated record. NCBI's taxonomy places the organism in Eukaryota, Metazoa, Arthropoda, Insecta, Ephemeroptera, Baetidae.
GGCUCACCAUUUAAUACAUGAUAUUAUUCCUUCUUAUUCUCUCUUAUAUUUCACCGCGCGAGUCGACGACCUGUGUUUCUGUCAGGCAGAAUACAUUUGACACCUGCAACAUGGGAAUCGAUGCCCUGAGUAAAAAUGACCCUUCUUCCUUCGCCAAUACCGAGGAUGUGGUUGUCCGGCACGCCCAUGUAUCCUGGCUGGUUGACUUCAAAAAGCAGACCCUGGCAGGUUCGGUCACCCUGACCCUAGAGAAGGUCAAUGACCUUGCUGACAAAGUGGUUCUUGACACGAAGGAUCUUACUAUCAAAAAGGUCUACCUGAGUGGGAACCCCUUGGACUUUGUUAAAGGACCCACAGUUGCUACAUUUGGCGAAAGUUUGACUGUCAAACUUCCUGCAAGUACAGCAAAGAAAUUUGAUUUAGUUAUUGAGUAUGAGACUUCUUCAAAAGCGUACGCCCUGCAGUGGCUCAGCCCUGAGCAAACCUCAGGAAAAACGCACCCCUACAUGUUCAGCCAGUGUCAGUCGAUCCACUGCAGAACGAUUUUGCCGUGCCAAGAUACGCCUUUUGUCAAAUUCACCUACACGGCAGAAGUGGAUGCGGACGCUGACAUGACUGUCCUGUUGAGUGCAGUUAGCAGUGGUGAUCCUCAGGUUAUUCCUGGGACCUCCCUGAGAAGGCACAAAUACGAGCAAAAAGUGACCAUUCCAUCGUACCUUCUUGCAAUUGUGGUGGCCAAACUCGCGCACAGGACCAUCAGCCCGAGAAUCAACGUUUGGUGCGAAGAGGAGAAUGUUGAUGCCGCCACCUGGGAAUUUAGUCAGGCUGAGGAGCAGUUGAGUUUUGCUGAGGAAAUUUGCGGCACGUAUGAAUGGGGUCGCUAUGACCUGCUCAUUCUACCCCCAAGCUUUGGCUAUGGAGGAAUGGAAAAUCCGUGCGUCACCUUCGUAACGCCAACUUGCGUCGUGGGAGACCGCACGCAGGCCGACGUCAUUGCGCAUGAGAUCUCUCACUCCUGGACAGGAAAUUCAGUUGGAAUCAAAACGUUCGAGCACUUCUGGCUCAACGAGGGCUGGACUAUGUUUGUGCAAAGAAAGAUAGAGGCUAAGCUCUUCGGCGAGAAGCACAGACACUUAUCUGCUAUUUUGGGACUCAACGAAUUGAGAAACACGGUGAAAGACAGCAAACACCCAGAAAUCGAGACUACCUUGGUGAAAGACUUGAUCGGCAUCGACCCUGAGGACGUUUUCAACACUGUGCCUUACGAAAAGGGCCACACUCUCCUCUUCUACUUGGAAACUCUUCUUGGAGGAAACGACGCGUUCGACCCAUUUGUCAAGGCUUAUUGCCAACACUUCAAGGGCCAACCGAUCGACACUGAUAUGUUCAAAUCCUUCCUGUAUGAGUUCUUCGCGAGCAAGAAGGCUGUCUUGGACUCUGUUGACUGGCAAGCGUGGUUUUUCGGUAUCGGAAUGCCGCCAGUGAUCCCUGAGUAUGACACGACCUUAUCGGAGGAGUGCACCAAGCUGGCAGACAGGUGGCUAAACUGUCCUGAAGAGGAGGUGGAUUCGCUGUCCUCUGGCCCAAGCUUCAAAGACCUGUCACCACUUCAGCAAAGGGAGUUCCUUGACCAGCUGGGCCUCCGCGAGCAGGUGAUUUCAGUAAACAAGCUGCGCAAGCUGGACGAGUGGUACAACCUGAAAAGCGUGCGCAACACCGAGGUCAAGUUCCGCUGGCUGCGACUUUGCAUCAGGGCCAAGUGGGAAGACAAGAUUGGCGAGGCCAUCGACUUCGCCACCAUCCAGGGCAGGAUGAAAUUUGUCAGACCCCUCUACAGGUCCAUGUACGCGUGGCCAGCCGCCAGGGACAGGGCUGUGGAGGCGUUCAAGAAGCACCGAGAUGAAUACAUGUACAUCACUGCGAGACAGGUGGCACUUGACCUUCAUCUAGACCCGUAAAAAAUAAGUGAUUUCUACGUUUUCUACUUAAUAAAUGCGGAUGAUUGGAUUCAAUUUAA